Molecule: messenger RNA, 1050 nt
Organism: Aspergillus oryzae RIB40
Lineage: Eukaryota; Fungi; Ascomycota; Eurotiomycetes; Eurotiales; Aspergillaceae
Product: putative SNARE protein (Ufe1)
Exons: 2
Coding region: 1-1050 (349 amino acids)
Biological process (GO): retrograde vesicle-mediated transport, Golgi to endoplasmic reticulum
Cellular component (GO): endoplasmic reticulum; SNARE complex
Source: RefSeq, a predicted model, not a curated record
AUGCAAUUCCCAAACCAACCCAAGAACCCAACUAACAAGUCCACAACACAACAGAACAAACACAUAACCUCCCUAACAACUUACCUCCAAAAAAUCCGUCCCCAAUACCUCUCCCUAACCAAACCCCCGCGUCACAAGCCGUCAUCCCCAAAGUCUGGAGAAGAAGCAGCAGCAGCGUCCCCACUAAGCGACUCCGACCGCGACCAAAUCGACACCUCCACCUCUCUCGUCCUCCACGAUCUAAGCAACUCCAUCUCAACACUAUCCAGCGCCGAGACGCUCCGCCACGAAACGGCGACGAGUAUCCUGCGGAAGAAAUACGGGCGGUCGGUCGCGGGGCGGGUGCUUGCGAAAUGGGCUUCGGGGUCUGGAGCGCUUGGUGAUGGGGAGAGUGAGGAGGGGAAGAGCGAGGAGCAGGUUCGGGAGGAAGAAGGGGUGAGGGUUAUGCAGGUUGUGAGGGGGAGUGUGGUUUGGUUUUUGCGGAGGGGGUUGGAGGAUGUGGUUUCUUUGCAGAGAGGGUUAGUGGAGAGGAGGAUUGAGAGGGUUACUGAGAGGGAGAGGAGUGUGCUUUUUAAGGGGGGGUCUGGAGGGUCGAGUGCUCGUGGUACCGCUGCGGGUGGGGGUACUGGUGGUGUUGGUUCUGGGGGUGGGUUUGCGGUGGAUGAUACGGUGGGUUUGAAGGGUGCUGGGAUGGAUGAGAGUGAGGUUAGGGCUAUUGAGGAGGAGUUGUCGGCGGAGCAGUUGCAGCUCUUCGAGGCGGAGAAUGAUGCCAUGGUUAGGUAUUAUGAGGAUACCUUGAGUAAGGUCCAGAAUGCGGAAAAGUCGCUUUUGGAGAUCUCGUCGUUGCAGCAGACGCUGGUGUCGCAUCUUUCUACGCAGGAGGAGUAUAUUUCUCAACUCGUCACGGAUGCGGAGUCGACGCAGACGAAUAUCGGGCGCGGAAAUAAGGAGUUGAAGAGGGCGAGCGAGCGACGGAGUGCGGCGCAGGCAGUGUUCUGGGGCACGGUUGGGUUGUGUACCUCGUUGAUUGUUUGGGAUCUGAUCUUCUAG